Molecule: messenger RNA, 1962 nt
Organism: Rasamsonia emersonii CBS 393.64
Lineage: Eukaryota; Fungi; Ascomycota; Eurotiomycetes; Eurotiales; Trichocomaceae
Exons: 4
Coding region: 1-1962 (653 amino acids)
Molecular function (GO): ATP hydrolysis activity; ATP binding
Source: RefSeq, a predicted model, not a curated record
AUGGGAAUGUCUUUGGCCCUGGCGCGCAGACCUUCAGUAUUGAUGAGUACCGAGGGGAGCGAGAAAUCUUCCCUGCGUGUUUAUCCUCUUCGAUAUGCCCAGGGUCCUGCAGAGAUUCGAGAGAGAUUGUUAGAACGGGGUAGGAAGUUUAUGGAGGUUGCUCAAGUCAAACACAUGCACUACAAAGGCGUUACCAUCAGUGGCUAUGAAGAAGUGGAUAGUCAGGUGAUAAUUGAUUUCGAGCAAACUAUUUUGCAUAAUCCAGACUGGAUUCCUCAAAUCGGCGAGGAUGCAGACGAUAGAAGGAUUUUCGAUUUGGAUUUCUCAGACUUUGAGAACAGCCCCCGGAAUGUAGAUUUGCACUGCGGCCUUGAUCUGUGUUGUGGGGGAGAAGCAAUUUACGACGACACUUUUGUUGACGUGAGAAUGAAAGAUGAGUUCCUGAAGAAGAACCCCUUGGUGGUGACUUAUGCUCGCCCUCGAGCUGUCAUCGCAGAGGGGUCGUGUAUACGAGAUGAAGAGCUCGUUCUCCUGACGAAGCGUGUUUUCGGAUUCAUUCUGACCAGUCGAAGAUGGGUUAGGCAUGUGUCGGAUGCAAAUGGCUUUGAUCGGCUCGUACUCCCAGGCUAUCACAAAGAGAUGAUUCGUGGUCUCGUAAUGCAACAUUUCCAGGACAAGCAAGACACCUAUCUUGAGGAUGAACAGAUUGAUCUUGUUCGUGGCAAAGGUAAGGUCAAGAACUCAUGCCCCCGUCGGAUAUCUGCUAAUCACAUUCCCACAGGGAAGGGCUUGAUCAUUUUACUCCACGGGGCACCCGGUGUUGGGAAAACAUCGACUGCAGGUGACCUUGGCCUAACUCCAACUGACGUGGAGGCCAGAUUAGCAACUAAUUUUAGUCUGGCACAUCGAUGGGGUUGUAUUCUCCUCCUGGAUGAAGCAGAUAUUUUCCUAUCAGAGCGCACGAAGGAAGAUUUCACGAGAAAUAGUCUUGUAUCUGUUUUCCUCCGCAUGCUCGAGUACUACGCUGGCGUCCUCUUCCUGACUACCAACCGUGUCGGUGUGUUCGAUGAAGCCUUCCGAUCCCGAAUCCAUUUGAGUCUCUACUACCCACCUUUGGACGAGACAUCCAGCAUAAAAAUGUGGAAACUAAACAUCAGACGGAUCGAAGAACGAAAAUCAGAGACAUUCCGGAUCAGGAAGAAAGAGAUCUUGGACUACGCCAGCGAGCACUUUAAUUCCAGCGUGGACGGCCGGUGGAAUGGUCGACAGAUCCGAAACGCUUUUCAGAUCGCGAUCGCCCUCGCGAAAUACGAGACUAGAGGCAAGAAAGGUCACGGUGAUGGAGGCAAUGAUUCAUCUGCUCAGCCGAUUGUUCUCAGCAAGCGCCAUUUCCAAAAGAUCGUCCAGGCGUCGGAUGAGUUCGACAAGUACCUCAAGGAUCUUUACGGCCAAUCUAUAUCUCAGAGAGCCUACGAGGCGAACCGUCGCUACGAUGAUUAUGGCCGCAUACAUCAAUCUCGAUCGAGCCCUUUUGUCAGCAGUUGGGAGCCGAGCUAUGAUUAUCGUAGUAGACCUUACACACAGACAGAGGGCCCCUUAAUGGCCAAGUCUAUCAAGCAGAUAUCCCCGAGAUCAAACGGUUCAAGGAAGAAGGUGGAAUUACCAUCUACAGAAAGCGAAGACAACGACUCUAGUAGUGGUAGCUCUGACUCCGACUAUGGUGAUGAAAGGUCUAAAUUGGAUCCAGAUUCUAGUGAGUCCGGCACGGAAAAUACAGAUAAUGAGGAAGAAGAUUUCGGAAAUGAGAGCGAGGAAGAAAAGAAGAAGAUCGAGAAAAGAAAGAGAGGUAAUCACAAGAAGAAGAAGAAGAAGAAGAAGAAGAAGAAGAAGCAUAAGGCAGCAAAUGGUAAGAAGCGCAGCAGGAAGAAGUCGAAGACCCAUACGGGCAGGCGCUGGUUCUGA